Messenger RNA from Candidula unifasciata, 936 nucleotides. The record is from the annotation of a GenBank genome assembly. Lineage: Eukaryota; Metazoa; Mollusca; Gastropoda; Stylommatophora; Geomitridae.
AUGGACUCCUCAAAGAAGUUUGCGUCCAAAGAUCAGGAAAUCGAGCAUUGGAGAAAUCUGGCACAGAAAUUUAAGCAAGAGCUUGAAGAAACUAAAGAAGAGUUGGAGGAAUUCCAGAUAAGUAGCCGGGAGCUGGAGCAGGAACUAGAGACCCAGCUAAAACAGGAGGAAAAGAAGAACAAAGAGUUGAUGUUGAUCAGUGAAAGACUGCAGAAUGAGUGUGAUUCACUCAGGGACAAGCUGCAGAAACUGCAGACUGACAGCCACAACAGGAUCACAGAGCUGGAGGACAGUUUUGCCAGGGUGGAAGCACACAAGAAUGAGCUGCACAAGUAUAUCAGAGAACUGGAGCAAGACAAUGAUGACUUGGAGAGGGCUAAAAGAGCAACAGUCGUUUCCUUAGAAGACUUUGAACUGAGGCUCAAUCAGGCAAUUGAAAGGAAUGCGUUCCUAGAGAGUGAAUUGGAUGAGAAGGGAGUCUUACUUGACACAGUUCAGAGAUUAAAGGAUGAAGCUCGAGAUCUGAAGUCAGAAAUUGAUGUCCGCCAACAUCAGGAAGUGGUUCUUAAGACUAGCGAUGACGGCUUGCUUGGGGUUGCAGUAUUACCCAUGCAAGAUAGCGGUUAUGUAGCACCGGGUACAACACCAACCACCCCAACUACACCAACAGACAGAGGCCAGCCCAGUGCCAGAGUUGCUAGUGGUAUCACCGGCACUCCGUUGACCCCGUCAGCAAGAAUAUCUGCCCUCAACAUUGUUGGUGACCUGCUUCGAAAAGUUGGGGCGUUGGAAUCCAAGCUAGCGACCUGUCGAAACUUUUCUAGAGAUGAACCAAGAAAUAAAGCAGGAGCCGGUGCUGUCAACUCUUCAAGAACCAAGCGUCUGAGUCGAGGCUCCUCGCUGCCGGUUCAGACAGGAGUCAAGAUGACCGUCUAG